Messenger RNA from Etheostoma cragini (Arkansas darter), 1120 nucleotides. Its product is annotated as histone H3.3A. NCBI's taxonomy places the organism in Eukaryota, Metazoa, Chordata, Actinopteri, Perciformes, Percidae. The transcript has 4 exons. Gene Ontology annotation, cellular component: nucleosome. The coding region runs from base 147 to 557 and encodes 136 amino acids. The record is from RefSeq and is a predicted model, not a curated record. Gene Ontology annotation, molecular function: structural constituent of chromatin; protein heterodimerization activity; DNA binding.
UGUUACCAAAAUGACGUCAUGACUUCCUAUUUAUAAAGGCCUCAACCCCCUCCUCCCAACACAAAUCGUUUUCAGUUGUCAUCGGCCACGGACUGUAAGCUACGGCGAUUGCCUUUUAUUAACCGACGUCUUGAAGCAAGUACGAGAUGGCCCGUACCAAGCAGACUGCCCGUAAGUCCACUGGAGGAAAGGCGCCAAGGAAGCAGCUCGCUACCAAGGCAGCCAGGAAGAGCGCACCGUCCACGGGAGGAGUCAAGAAGCCCCAUCGUUACAGACCUGGAACUGUGGCUCUGAGGGAGAUCCGUCGUUACCAGAAGUCCACAGAGCUGCUCAUCCGCAAGCUGCCCUUCCAGCGUCUGGUGAGAGAAAUUGCACAGGAUUUCAAGACUGAUCUGCGCUUCCAGAGUGCUGCCAUUGGUGCUCUUCAGGAAGCCAGUGAGGCCUACCUGGUGGGUCUGUUUGAGGACACCAACCUGUGUGCGAUCCACGCCAAACGUGUCACAAUCAUGCCCAAAGAUAUCCAGCUGGCACGUAGGAUAAGGGGAGAGAGGGCCUAAGCGCCUAAUGGCAACAUUGCUAAGACAAACUAUCCUAUUUAUCGUACCAUUUUUGUGGAACAUUUUAUUUCUUGGGUAAUUUUUUUUAAUAAGUUUUUCUUGAAUUUUGUAUUUUAGAUUGGGGCAAUUCAUCAUCAUUGCAUAAACCGGAGUACACUUAGGAUAGUUGGAAAUGUUGUACUGUAGUAUCUACAUAUUCCAUUAUGCAUCAUAACUACAUGUUGUAGCAUCAUACACCCUUCCAAGUUCUUUGUGGGUAUCAGGCUCCCUCUGAGGAUUUGUCUUUUGACAAGAGGCUCAAUCCUCUAAACUUCUACAGGGGUUCAGGGUCUCCUCACCAUCCACCGCUUGUCACAAAAAAUUCCAGCGUGUCUUGCUUAACCAGUCACACUGCGUGACAGGGCAUUGGUUGCUACUCUACACUGAUUGGGAGUGUGACAGACCCUUCCUGUAUUUUUCUGGACUGCUUUUUACAUGUUUUUCAACAUAAAAUCUUGGCAGCUACAUUUAAUACUAUUUAUGAAAAUGUUGUCCAUGUCUUUCUAUUAAAGGUCUUUAUGAUU